AUCUGUUGUCGCGUAAACAACGGUUAAUUCCAAAAUCGAAAUUAAAAAAAAAAUUCAAAAUAUUUUUAAAUAAAUACAAAUAUCCUAUUGACUGUAGGAAGAAAUUUGUUUAUGAUUUAUUUUUAUGGAAAUAUACUUAACUCUUGUUUUUUUAAAUGUAAUAAUUUUUUUGAAUCUCAAAAGAAAGUGAAGGUGUUCGUUCAAUGGUUAUUUGAGAGAAAAAUAAAUGGCAUUGAAAAAUAGACCCUUAAGCCAAAAGUAAAAUUUAGUGGUUUAAAUAUUGAUGUUGAAUUUUUGCUAACAAAAAAAAACAUAAACAACAAAAACUAAUAGCCAAUUAUGUAAUUUAAAGUUAACAACAGGCUUAACUAAACAACUGACUGAAUGUUCACCCAGUGAAAAACCGACACACGCUCUCAAACACUCCGUCACUUACAAAAUCACAACAAAUGAUUAAUAGCUUAAAGUUACACCCGAAAAAAUUAUAACGAAAAAAACAACAGUAAACGAAAGAAGAAGAAACAAAUGAAAUAAUAUUUUUUCAACAAAUUGUCUAUAAUUAGAGUAGAAACAAUAAACAAAACGCUAUAAUUUAUAAACCAAAAAAAAAUCACAACUGUUAAUACAAUAAAAACAAAAGUUUCGAAUUAAAAUUUUCAGCUAAGAAACGAAAAAAACGUUAAAUUUGAAUAUGUAUACAAAAAUAAUUGACGUUGUGUUCUGUUUAACAAUAUAGAAAUUGCAAAAAAAAAAUAAUUAUAAUAAAAGUGAAAAUUAUCAACAUCAUAUUUCACUUUCAAUUUUAUUUUUCUUGUGUGUGUUUGCAAAUAUUAUAAAACAGUUAAAGGUGUAAAAUUUUCUUUUAAAAUUAAUGCAAUACUUUCUUAAAAUCAUGUGUGUUUUGUGUGACCCACAAACUGUUCGCUCAUUCUGAAUUAUGUUUAAAGAUGUGUUUCAACUUUUAUUUGUUGUUGUUAUUGGGAAUUCUUGUAUUUGAUCGUAUAACAACAGCAUUAGCAUCGCCUUCGAUUGUAUCGCAGUAUUAUAAAACAAAUCAAUUUGCAACGGACUGUGGCCUACGACCGCCUAGACGAGAACCCAGAUCACAUCCUUCUACAGAAGAUCCUAAUAGUUCCCGUACAGCUAAAAUUAUAGCCGGAACUUAUACCAAAGAAGGGCAAUUUCCUUGGCAGGCGUCACUAGAACUGCUUCACCCCUCGUUGGGUUUCCUGGGGCACUGGUGUGGUGCUGUGCUCAUACAUCAAUAUUGGAUUUUAUCAGCUGCCCAUUGUGUUCACAAUGAUCUCUUUAAUUUACCGGUGCCGCCUUUAUGGACGGUAGUUUUAGGCGAAUACAAUCGUGCUAUCGAAUCGGGCUAUGAACAAAGAAUACCUAUUGAUAAAAUUGUUUUACAUAAAAGCUAUCAAAAUUUUUUACAUGAUUUAGUCCUAAUGAAACUCUCAAUGCCAGCAGAUCUUUCGAAAAAGUCCAAUAUUAGAAGAAUAUGCCUGCCAUUUCUCUUCAACGAGCCCAACAUUGAUGAUGAAGAGGAGGAACUGCAGGCAGAUGUUGAGGAUCCUUUGGCUUGGGGUUUGGCGGAAGUCCCCGAUAAAAUGGAAAAUUUCUUGAGAAGUGUUCAGACAAUGAGACGUUAUCGUAAUGUUACAAUACCUAGUAUGAAGGAGUUAAUGGAUUUGAAAAUUUUAAAUCGUUUGAAGCGACAAGAGAAUGCCUCGCAAGGCAAAGUGGGCAAAAAUUUUAAAUAUUCACGUAGAAGAAAUGAUAAGAUAAUGAAAAUUUUCCAAUAUUCCAAUGAAUAUGAUGGGGUGAGUCAGGAGAAACAUUUUCAUCAUAGAUUUGUGGAUAAUAAUCGUGAUUUACCCUAUAUUGAUUGUGUGGCCACGGGAUGGGGUAAAGCUAAUUUGACAGGUGAUCUAACGGAUUUACUAUUGAAGACUACAGUGCCCUUGCAUAAUAAUAGGAGAUGCAGAGAGGCUUAUGGUAGUUUUGUAAAAAUUCAUCGUGGACAUUUGUGUGCUGGAAAACUUAAUGGCAAAGGUGGCACAUGUGUGGGCGAUUCUGGUGGUCCUUUGCAAUGUCGUCUCACUAAAAAUGGUCCUUGGAUAUUGGCAGGUAUAACUUCAUUUGGUUCUGGCUGUGCUAUAGAAGGUUAUCCAGAUGUUUACACUCGAACAUCUCAUUACAUGAAAUGGAUACAAGAUACAAUAGCUUUUGAAUAGCUUUUAAUAUAAAAAAAACAAUACAAAUUGUUAAACACCUAAAGUACAACCAAGAUUUGUUUAAAUUUUAUUUAUUUUAUUAUUGUAUACUUAUUUAGUUUUAAUAUAA
Molecule: messenger RNA, 2349 nt
Organism: Lucilia cuprina (Australian sheep blowfly)
Lineage: Eukaryota; Metazoa; Arthropoda; Insecta; Diptera; Calliphoridae
Product: trypsin-1
Exons: 5
Coding region: 948-2240 (430 amino acids)
Biological process (GO): proteolysis
Molecular function (GO): serine-type endopeptidase activity
Source: RefSeq, a predicted model, not a curated record